GCGAGAACACAUCUUGUGUGGUUCUCUUCUGUCUCCAUCCCCUUUUUAUUCUCUUCUUUCGGAUUUGGGUUCCUGAGAAACUCCUCGAUCUCUCUCAGAUUAUUUUCUUCUUCUCGUAGGCUUAAAACUGCUUUCUUUGGUUUCGUUUCAUCAAGUCUUAGGCUUCUCGUGUUUUGGAUGAUUACGGUUUCGUUUCCUGUUGUAGGAAAACAUGAGUAAUACAAUGAGGCCUAGGAUGAAAAUCAUGUUUCAUUUGGUCUAUGACAGGGGUUAAAAUCAUCCAUCAGUACCUCGUUCCCAAAUAUUUCUCUUUGUAAAGCCUACUCUCUGUCGAAGAAGUUGGAGCUCGUUUUGCUACGUUGAUUCUGUUUUCUUUGGUGUUUUCGUUUCCCAGCAAAGAGAUCGAGUUUUCUUGUUGUAUAUUGUAUGGUUUGUCACAAGUUCUAAAGCCCCAAGAAGCCCAACAACCAUCUCUUUUCUCUGUUCUUUUUCCCUUUUCUAGCUUGUAGUCGAGACCAUGGAAGUGGGCAGGAAGGAGAAAAGUAAGAAAGGUUUGAUCGUGAAGACAUGGGAGCGAUGUCGAUCGAUCGGCGUUGGCGGUAAGAAGUCAUCGGGGAUUACUCCCAUAGCGAAGAGCAAAUCGUGGCCUCGCACUCCAGAUUCAUCGGACGACGGCAAACGCGGCGUGAACCGGCGAGUCGCUCCCGAGGGUUGCUUCUCCGUUUACGUCGGGCCUCAGAAACAGCGGUUCGUGAUCAAGACCGAGUAUGUCAACCAUCCACUGUUCAAGAUGCUACUGGAUGAAGCGGAAAUGGAAUAUGGGUACAACAGCGCAGGCCCUCUAGCGCUACCUUGCGACGUGGAUCUCUUCUACAAGGUGCUGCUGGAGAUGGGCAGUGAUGAGAAUGAGAUUAUUCAUCAACAAGGAUGUAACUUCACCAAAGGUUACAAUUCCUAUCGCCUUCUUAGUCCAUCUCGAAUGGCGCUCAUCAACAGAUUUUGACUGUACGUGCUGUUUCAGCUUGUGGCUUUGGGCUUUGGGCUUUGUUUGUUCAGCAGUGGGCGUUCAAAGUUGUUCUUUUAUGGAAUCUAACGCCCAUGACCCAUGUGCAUUAAUUAUACGUAAGUCUGUCUUGCAAAGAAUCAUCAAAAGCAAUGUAAUUCAAACUUUGUACGAUAAACCAGCUCAUGUAACUGGAAGUUCUCUUUUUUCUUUCUGAAAUUCAAUGUCGAAAACCCCAAAUGAGUAUUAUAUUUA
This is a messenger RNA of Nelumbo nucifera (sacred lotus), 1258 nucleotides long. Lineage: Eukaryota; Viridiplantae; Streptophyta; Magnoliopsida; Proteales; Nelumbonaceae. The record is from RefSeq and is a predicted model, not a curated record.